AGACGAGCAUCAACGCAUCAGGACGAGCUGAAAUCUGCACAGACUGAGUUUAUUAAAGAGGACAGAGAGAACACGAGUGAUCCAGAACCCUGCAGAAUGAAACACACUGAACAUACUGAAGAACAAAGAGACCUGAUGGAAGAGAACGAGGAGAGUGAAGUGGAGGAGGAACUUCAUGUCAAACCUGGAGAAAACCAGUUGAGUCGAUCAAAGACUAAAAAAACAUUUUUAAAGAAAACGAGUGCCAAGAAAUCUAUAACCUGCACUCAGUAUGGGAAGAGUUUUUCAAGGAAAUCUAGUCUAGAGAUUCACAUGAGGAUCCACACAGGAGAGAAGCCGUUCACUUGUGAUCAGUGUGGGAAGAGUUUCUCAAGGAAAUAUGGCCUAAAUAUGCACAUGAGGAUCCACACAGGAGAGAAGCCGUUCACAUGUGAUCAGUGCGGGAAGAGAUUCCCCCAAAAAGCAGGUCUUGAAAUUCACGCAAGAGUUCAUACUGGAGAGAAGCCGUUCAAGUGUGAUCAGUGUGAAAAGAGAUUCUCUACCAAACAAUAUCUUCAUGAUCACAUGAGAAUUCAUACUGGAGAGAAGCCGUACACAUGUGAUCAAUGUGGGAAGAGCUUCACACUAAAUAGAGGCCUUGCGCUGCACAUGAGGAUCCACACUGGAGUUAAGCCGUAUGUAUGUGAACAAUGUGGAAACUAUUUCACACAGAAACAAACUCUUGAUGCUCACAUGAAAGUUCAUACUGGAGAGAAGCCGUUUAAGUGUGAUCAAUGUGGGAAGAGUUUCACCCGAUUAAGAAACGUCAAAGAACACAUGAAGAUCCACACAGGAGAGAAGCCCUUCACUUGUGAUCAGUGUGGGAUGAGUUUCUCAAGGAAAUAUGGUCUAAAUAUGCACAUGAGGAUCCACACAGGAGAGAAGCCGUACACAUGUGAUCAAUGUGGGAAGAGCUUCACACAAAAACCAGGUCUUACGGUGCACAUGGGGAUCCACACUGGAGCGAAGCCGUAUGUAUGCGAACAAUGUGGAAAAUAUUUCCCACACAAAAAAAAUCUUGAUGCUCACAUGAAAGUUCAUACUGGAGAGAAGCUGUUUAAGUGUGAUCAAUGUGGGAAGAGUUUCGUCCGAUCAAGGGACCUUAACGUACACAUGAUGAUCCACAGGGGUGAGAAGCCGUUCACUUGUGAUCAAUGUGGAAUGACUUUCAGACAAGAAAAAAGUCGAGAGAUUCACAUGAGAGUUCACACUGGAGAGAGGCCGCAUGUAUGCGAUCAGUGUGGGAAGGGCUUCAUCCGACCAGGAAACCUUAAGAGUCACAUGAUAAUCCACACAGGAGAGAAGCCGUUCACAUGUGAUCAGUGUGGAAAGAGUUACCAACGCAAAGAAAAUCUUAAGCGACACAUGAGAAUCCACACUGGAGAGAAGCCGUUCACAUGUAGGCAAUGCGGCAAAAAAUUUAUUAGGGCAUCAAUCCUGAAGGCACACCUGACAGUUCAUACGAAGGAGAGGCCACAUUCAUGUUCUGUUUGUGGAAAGAGUUUCUCACGGCGGCAAACUUUACAAAUACAUGAGAAAAUACACUCUGGUGUGAGAGAGUACAUGUGCUUUGAGUGUGAGAAGACUUUUAUUUUAGCAAGCAGAUUAAAAUUACACCAGAUAAUUCAUACUGGACAAAAACCUUACAAGUGUUCACACUGUGACAAGAGAUUCUGUCGGUCAACAUCUCUGAAAACACAUGAGAGGAUCCACAGCAGAGAGUACACGUGUGAUCAGUGCGGAAAGAGUUUCACUAUUAAAACUCAUCUGAAGCUACACAUGAAGAUCCAUGAGGAGGAGAAACCACAUCACCGCAGUCUGAGAUCACGGUUAGUAGUUCAUCUUUAUGUGCUGAGCAAACAGUCUCUUAUGUGUGUGAACCAAAUGGCCCAUACAGAUGUAUGA
Messenger RNA from Rhinichthys klamathensis goyatoka, 1944 nucleotides. RefSeq names its product gastrula zinc finger protein XlCGF57.1-like. NCBI's taxonomy places the organism in Eukaryota, Metazoa, Chordata, Actinopteri, Cypriniformes, Leuciscidae. The annotation marks the transcript as partial. The record is from RefSeq and is a predicted model, not a curated record. The transcript has 3 exons.